Molecule: messenger RNA, 584 nt
Organism: Ziziphus jujuba (common jujube)
Lineage: Eukaryota; Viridiplantae; Streptophyta; Magnoliopsida; Rosales; Rhamnaceae
Product: RING-H2 finger protein ATL48
Exons: 2
Coding region: 131-388 (85 amino acids)
Source: RefSeq, a predicted model, not a curated record
GUGUAAGUUUUCAGUUGCCCGCUCUUCCUCUUUGUUCUUGAUUUUCUUUAACCUUAGCGAGUCCCCAAAAACACCCAAUUUGUUAAUUUUGUGGAACCCAUUUUCUCUACUCGCCAUUUUAAUAUAUAAGAUGGAGAAGAUGGGUAGUGAUGAGCCCAAUUUCGAGGAGUUCUUUGAGGAGAAGAAGCGGGUUAGGAACCCUCUUGUCCCAGUUGGAGCACUUAUGACUGCUGGAGUGCUCACGGCUGGCUUAAUCAGUUUCAGGAGAGGCAACUCUCAGUUGGGUCAGGUGCUAAUGAGAGCUCGUGUGGUCGUCCAAGGUGCUACAGUGGCGCUUAUGGUCGGCACUGCUUACUACUAUGGAGAGAAUCCAUGGAAAUCAAAGUAGAUCCAGAAAAAAGCUUUUGUUGCAGAUUAAGCUAAACGUAAUUACAAAUGGUGGUUUUGGUUCGUUCAUUACCAUGGUCCUGGUCAGCAAUAUCCAAUACUAAUUGCCAUUUCAUUUUUAGCAAAUUUACAAGGGUUUGUACUACUAUAUGUUGGAUUUUUUUGGCAAGCUAAAUAAAUAACACCUUUCUAGCUCC